UAGCCAGGAAUGGGUGUUGGCUGCAGCGCAAUGCAGCAGGAGCAGCCCAGAGCCAAUGGAGGUCUGGCUUGGCACUCCUGAAGAGACACCACAAGUCAUCUCUGCUGCUAAAGUGAUCCCCCAUGAGCGGUUCAACAACUACACCCUGGACUUUGACAUCAUGCUCCUCAAGCUCACACAGCCAGCUGCUCUGAAUGGGUGUGUGCAGCCCAUCAGCUUGCCCCAGCAAUGUGCUGCAGCUGGGACACUGUGCCUCACAUCGGAAUGGGGCAGCAACAACCUGAACAGAAGAGAUGGUCCUCUGCAGUGUUCGAAUCUAACCAUUGCAUCCAAUGCCAUGUGCAACAAUGCCUAUCCAGGAAGGUUCACAGAGAGGAUGCUCUGUGCUGGGCAGCUGGACGGUGGCCAAGACUCCUGCAAGGGAGAUGUAGGCAGCCCACUGGUGUGUGGAGACGCUCUGCAGGGACUGCUGUCCUGGAACAACAGCUGUAGCGAGGAGAACCAGCUGGGACUUUACACCAAGAUUUGUGCCUUUGGAGCCUGGAUCCACUACACAAUCACCAACAACUGA
Molecule: messenger RNA, 571 nt
Organism: Hemicordylus capensis (graceful crag lizard)
Lineage: Eukaryota; Metazoa; Chordata; Lepidosauria; Squamata; Cordylidae
Product: trypsin-like
Exons: 4
Coding region: 56-571 (171 amino acids)
Biological process (GO): proteolysis
Molecular function (GO): serine-type endopeptidase activity
Source: RefSeq, a predicted model, not a curated record